AUGAGUUCGAAAAGUCUUCGUCAAGCAAACAAUGUCUGGAGUAACAAGUACUUCGCGAUUGCUAUUGGAGCAAUCAUGGCGCUGUUCACUGUCUCACAUUGGGCAAAGGUUCUGUACUUGAAAUACAAACCCAGGACCUCAAUGCCAUUUUUGAGAAGGCCGAUCCAGUAUUGCCGCAUUCUUAGGCGGUCUCUGAACAAUAAAGCUUUUGGUGUACCUAUCGGAACACGGCUUCUGUACUCUGUCUACUGGUCCAUCAAUUUGAUUCUUACUCUGACCAAUGUUGAUUUGCAUAAACUAUCAUAUGUUGCCAAGCGCCUCGGCUGGAUUUCAGUUGCCAAUUUUAUCCUGUUAGUAUUCCUCGCUCUGAGGAACACGCCACUUGCCCCGUUGUCAGGACGAUCCUACGACAAGCUUCGCCCGCUCCAUAAAACUGCCGGCUACACUUGCAUCACUACUAGUAUCCUCCAUGGAAUUGUAUAUUUAAAGGCCUUUGCUCAGGCGAGCGAGCUGAGACAAAUGUGCGAGAUACCAAAUCUUGCCGGCGGAAUUGCGGGAUUGGCAAUGGUUUUCAUUGGUCUUUCUACAAUCGGCUGGUUUGCUCGCAGAUAUUACGAGGUAUUUUACAUUAUUCAUUUGGUGAUGUUCAUGUUGAUCCUGAUUCUGGUCGGAAUGCACCGACCGCGUUUUGCUGAGUCGACGGUAGUCAUCGUCAUCGUCACAGCUUGUCUAUGGGGUUCAGAUCGACUCCUCCGUUUUGUCAAGUUCUGUUGGAAUUUCUUUGGCAAUCAUGCAACACUCACUCCAAUGGAAAACGGAGCGGUCCGGGUGAAGCUACACCGUAGCCUGCGGUGUACACCUGGAUCCCACGCCUUCUUGUGGAUGCCUUCUAUUCGCUUCCUUGAAUCGCACCCGUUUACACUUGUGUCCAACGACCCCGUCGAAUUUCUCAUCCGCAAAUACGACGGCUAUACCUCUGACUUGUUUGAGCUGGCCCAACAGCAGCCCGGGAAACGCGUACGAUGCUCAGUGGAUGGGGGAUAUGGACGGAUCCCGGACUUCACGAUUUUCGACCGUGUAAUCCUUGUCGCAGGUGGUAGUGGUGCCAGUUUCACCUUUGCACUUGCCCUCGGCAUCCUCAAGCAGGGUGCGGCCGGGAAUGCCACGAAGACCAUUGAUUUUAUCUGGACUGUCAAACACUCUGAGUCAUUAAACUGGUUUGAGAAGGAGCUCCAACAGCUCCAAGAAAGCCCUUGCGUGAACCUGUUCAUUCAUGUUUCUCGUGAUGUCACAUCUGAACAUUGCUCGAGUCUGGAUUUAGCGCUGGUGGCUGGAGACGUAGAGAAAGGAAAUGAAGAAGCAAAUGGCAGACCGAUCCCCAUUUCUGACCGACGGAAAGGGCGGCCGGAUACUGCAAAUCUGCUUGCCAGCUGCAUAUCACAAUGCAGCUUGGAGUCAAGGAUUGGGGUCGGUGUGUGUGGACCAAUUCAGAUGAUUGAGACCACACGCGCUGCCAUCUAUCAAUGCACGUACGAUAAUGGCCCUUCGAUUACUUUGCACGCCGAGGUAGGCACCUCGCCCCGCUUGCAUAUUGCAUCUUUUGCGCCACAUUAA
This is a messenger RNA of Aspergillus lentulus, 1614 nucleotides long. The record is from RefSeq and is a predicted model, not a curated record. Lineage: Eukaryota; Fungi; Ascomycota; Eurotiomycetes; Eurotiales; Aspergillaceae.